This is a messenger RNA of Penicillium canariense, 597 nucleotides long. Its product is annotated as peptide alpha-N-acetyltransferase MAK3. Gene Ontology annotation, cellular component: NatC complex. The transcript has 2 exons. Gene Ontology annotation, molecular function: protein-N-terminal amino-acid acetyltransferase activity. Bases 1 to 597 code for a protein of 198 amino acids. The record is from RefSeq and is a predicted model, not a curated record. Gene Ontology annotation, biological process: N-terminal peptidyl-methionine acetylation. Lineage: Eukaryota; Fungi; Ascomycota; Eurotiomycetes; Eurotiales; Aspergillaceae.
AUGACCCACGAUGCCCCGUCUGACCUCCGUUACGUGCGGUACGACAGCGCGCGCGAGAGCGAGUACGUCGCCGCCAUGCGCCAGCUGAUCUCCAAAGAUCUGUCUGAACCCUACAGCAUCUAUGUCUAUCGCUACUUUCUAUACCAAUGGGGGGACCUCUGCUUUCUCGCUAUGGACGAGAAAGACGAGAUGGUCGGCGUUGUGGUGUCGAAGCUGGAGCCGCAUCGCGGCGGCCCACUGAGAGGGUAUAUCGCCAUGCUGGCCGUGCGCGAGGAAUACCGGGGUCGGGGCAUUGCGACGAAGCUGGUGCGCAUGGCAAUUGACGCAAUGAUUGAGCGAAAUGCAGACGAGAUUGUUCUCGAAACCGAAAUCACCAAUACCGCCGCAAUGAAACUCUACGAGCGCCUAGGCUUCCUACGGAGCAAGCAGCUGCACAGAUAUUACCUCAACGGCAACUCAGCCUACCGGCUUGUUCUCCUUCUUAAAGAAGGUGUCGGCUCAAUUCGAACGUCGUUCGACCCGUACGGCAUGCCACAUGCACCACCCGCCGACCAGCCUGCCCAUGCUGUUGCGGCCACACAGGGAAAUGGCAGUUGA